UCCCGCUCCUUCCGCUCGCCUCGCAGCUCCGGACGCGGUGACCGGACAACUUUUAACUCUGCGCGGAUGAUGCUUUUCCUCUGUGGCAUCUGAUGAAUCCUCCACUGGGAAAAAGAAACAGGUCUGCCAAACAUAUCACCUCCCAUGUCACAGGGGCGUCUCCAUGGAGAUGUUUAGUAGCGCUGAGCGGCUCUGGAACGAGUCGGAGCGCCUCGGAUGGGACGAGCGGAACCAGAGCUCGGAGGGAGCCGAGCAGGACAAUGGGGAGCAUAACUACUACGCCAUGCUGUAUUCCCUGCUCAUCCUGGCCAUCGUGUUCGGGAACGUGCUGGUGUGUAUGGCCGUGGUGAGGGAGCGCUCCCUUCAGACCACCACCAACUACCUGGUGGUCAGCCUGGCCGUGGCUGACCUGCUGGUGGCGCUGCUGGUGAUGCCCUGGGCCGUGUACCUGGAGGUGGUCGGCGGUGCCUGGCUUUUCAGCCGGCUCUACUGUAACAUCUUUGUCACGCUGGAUGUGAUGAUGUGCACCGCCAGUAUCCUCAACCUGUGUGCGAUCAGCAUUGACAGGUACACAGCUGUGGUGAUGCCCGUCCUGUACAACACUACCCAUAACUCCAAGAAAAGGGUCUCUGUGAUGAUUUCCACUGUGUGGGUCCUGGCCUUCGCUGUGUCCUGUCCCCUGCUGUUUGGCUUCAACACCACAGAUGACCCCAUGGUUUGCUCCAUCUCCAACCCCGACUUUGUGAUCUACUCCUCAGUGGUGUCCUUCUACCUGCCCUUCAUCGUCACGCUGCUGGUCUACAUCCGCAUCUACGUCUUCCUCAGGAGGAGGCGGAAGAGGAUCGCCUUCGGCCAAGCCAGCAGAAAGAUCCAGCCGGGUUCCACCCUGCCAUCUGCCGAGACCUGUCUACAAGAAGAGACUCCCAAGGCGAGGCAAGACCUGUCACCUAUAAGGAUUAAAGUGCAGACUGUAGAGCCGUUGGCUCCCUCCAAGCCCAACCUGCUCUCACGAUGUCUGUGGCGCAACCACCCGAAGACGGGCCCGGUGGAGAACUCAGGGCUGCCCCCGGUGGACACGCAGAACUACUGCAGCAUCAGCCACGCCUCCUGCGGCCGCACAGAGCUGGAUCUGGAGCAGGAGCGGGGGGAGCGGGAGGCGGAGGAAACCCACCAGGACGAACAGGCCUCGGUCAGGAUGAGGUGCGAGGUGAGGGAUCUCUCCAACGGGCGAACGCACACGGCACUGCGGCAGCUCCCUCACCUGCACACCAACAAUUCACGAUUCAGGAGCAUGCACGCGCGGGAGAAAAAGGCAACGCAGAUGCUGGCCAUUGUGCUUGGCGUGUUCCUCAUCUGCUGGCUGCCUUUCUUUGUGACUCACAUCCUGAAUACCCACUGCAGGACAUGCUACGUGCCUCCUGCACUUUACGGUGCUUUCACUUGGCUGGGUUAUGUCAACAGCGCCCUCAACCCCAUUAUCUACACCACCUUUAACAUCGAGUUCAGACGGGCCUUCAUCAAGAUCCUCAGCUGCUGAGGAAGGAGGCAGGAGAGGAAAUUAAAAUGGAAAUGAGGCUGCGGACUCCUGCUAGAACUCUGGCCCGGUGCGUUUUGUAAUCCAUGACCACAGACUGCUCAUGGUCAAGGAAGGCAGACUCACUUUGUGCCCAACAGGAGUUAUUCAGAGGCAGCGACGCGAUGAAUGGAAAUGAAUUGACACGUGUCACGCAAUAAUAAAUGUUAACAAAAGAGGAUUUAUGAUUUUCUGACUCAAACAGAGACUCAAGCUUAUCUUUCUCAACAGGGCCGGGACUUCAUUGGAACAGUAUUCCUCUUUAAAUAAGACUCUGUCCCAUGCAUAAGGUCUUAUGGAUAGCACAAGGUGUUUCUCGUGGAUAUGUCUUGUACAGUGUGUGUCCGGCUCGUUGGCACAGUUCCCUGGUUCAGGACUUUUCGAUCAAUGACAGUUUUGAAACCACAGAGGCGCUUCAAGGCUGAUGGAUUGAUCUCAAACCCGCAGUCCACUUCGUCCUGAGGCGGGCUGCCAACGCACUGUGUGGAUUAACUGAUGUUAUACCUCCUUCAUCCUACUCCAUUAUCUUCACUAUCAGUUAUUCACCUGUGCAUGCAGAAAUCAAAAUGCAAGGGCCAUCCACUUGAAUUGUGCUUGAAGGAUCGAAGUGGUCCCUGCCAGGAGUCGCAUCAUUUUGAUUGUCAUUUAUCUUGACAUGGAGGCAUUGUUUGCCAUGUGGAUUUUUAAAAAGUGACAUUUUGAUGUUAUGCACAGUGAAAAAAUAUGUGUUUUGUUUAAUUGGUCAAACUUCCCCAUUAUUCAGCUGCUUGCCGGCUCCUCUGAAGCUCCGAGGAAGGCAGGAGCUUUGUGAUCAUAACACAACGAGCAAGAUUGUAAACCAUGUGGAGAGCAGGUCCAGAGUUACUGCAGUGUGUUGUAAAU
Messenger RNA from Platichthys flesus (European flounder), 2455 nucleotides. RefSeq names its product dopamine receptor D3 (gene drd3). Gene Ontology annotation, molecular function: G protein-coupled receptor activity; dopamine neurotransmitter receptor activity, coupled via Gi/Go. The record is from RefSeq and is a predicted model, not a curated record. The transcript is spliced from 8 exons. Gene Ontology annotation, biological process: adenylate cyclase-activating adrenergic receptor signaling pathway. The coding region runs from base 164 to 1537 and encodes 457 amino acids. Lineage: Eukaryota; Metazoa; Chordata; Actinopteri; Pleuronectiformes; Pleuronectidae. Gene Ontology annotation, cellular component: membrane.